CCUGCUGCGGCUGUGCUCACCAAGCGAUGCCCCGCCGACCCGGCGUUUACUUCUUGUCUUCUGGAGGCGCCGGCAGUGGCUCGGGCAGAGCCUUGGGCGAGGGCUCGGGCUCCCAGAGCAGGAAUUCGUGGAGCAGCGUGUUGACUGUCUCGGGGCAUUCCAGCAUCACCAUGUGACUGCCCUCGUCGAUGAGCUUCAGGAAUGCCAGGAGCAGGAUCUGCAGAAGACGCGGGGCUCAGGGGUUGGGCGCUUCUGGGCUCCGGAAUCGCCGGCGGCCGGGCCUGCCGGACCCACUGAGGAUAUGGCUCUCUUGGCUGCAUCCCUGUUGGGCCCCACGAGUAGGUCGGCAGCGUUGCUGGGUGGCAGGUGGCUCCAGCCCCGGGCCUGGCUGGGGUUCCCGGACGCCUGGGGCCUCCCCACCCCACAGCAGGCCCGGGGCAAGACUCGCGGAAACGAGUAUCAGCCGAGCAACAUCAAACGGAAGAACAAGCACGGCUGGGUCCGGCGCCUGAGCACGCCGGCCGGCGUCCAGGUCAUCCUUCGCCGAAUGCUCAAGGGCCGCAAGUCGCUGAGCCAUUGAGGAUCGCGAUGCUGUCGGCGGGACCCCCAUUGAAGCAUCGCCCUCACCUCGCGACCUUGCCUGGCGCUGUUUUUGCAGGGAGCUGGGGAGCAGGAACGCCUCGGACUUGAGUGCUCUCCGUAUUGUGGGGUUGAAGGCUGCAUGGGAGCUUGCCAAGUCCCUUUUUAGGCUUUUUAGGAAGCCUAAAUUAGGAAGCAUUUCGAACCUGCGCAACAGACCGAAGAACAGUACAACGAACCUCCUUGUACCCAGUACACAGCCCUGACUACCGACCACCUACAACCCGUCCCUGCCCCAUCCUUGGUUCUUUUGAAGCUGAUCUCAGGCAUCGGAUGAUUUCUUCUAUAAAUAUUUCUUGUAUCUCGGAGAGAAUGUAUCUCUCCAAGAUGAGAGCUCAUUAAAAUAUAAUUACAAAGCGUAUC
Molecule: messenger RNA, 1002 nt
Organism: Mandrillus leucophaeus (drill)
Lineage: Eukaryota; Metazoa; Chordata; Mammalia; Primates; Cercopithecidae
Gene: MRPL34
Product: mitochondrial ribosomal protein L34
Exons: 3
Coding region: 302-580 (92 amino acids)
Biological process (GO): translation
Cellular component (GO): mitochondrial large ribosomal subunit; ribosome
Molecular function (GO): structural constituent of ribosome
Source: RefSeq, a predicted model, not a curated record